Molecule: messenger RNA, 525 nt
Organism: Stylonychia lemnae
Lineage: Eukaryota; Ciliophora; Spirotrichea; Sporadotrichida; Oxytrichidae
Source: the annotation of a GenBank genome assembly
AUGGAUUCCUAGUUUAUAAAAUUAGAUGUUUUGGGAAGUGGUUCAUUUGGAGUUGUUUACAAGGUCCAAAGAAGCUCUGAUAAGCUUAAUUUUGCACUGAAACAAUUUAAUAACCCAGAUAUUGGACAAAUAAUAUAAGAAAUAAAAGUACUUCAAGAGAUGGAUUUCAAGAAUAUCAUAAGGUAUUAUGAUUCUAGCUUGAAUCCUCCUUAUAUAGUAAUGGAAUACUGUUCAAAAGGCAGUUUAGAUAAGAUGAUAAAAGAUGCUAAAUAAUAGAAUAUGCAAAUUUCUGAACAGAAGGCAUUGGAUAUUGUAAAAUAGAUUCUUAAAGGACUUAAAAAAUGCCACGAAAAUAAGUUGAUACACAGAGAUCUAAAACCUGCUAAUAUUUUAAUAGACUAAAAUGAUGUUAUCAAGAUUGGUGACUUUGGAUUAGCAAAAUUUUCUGGAGCAAACUUAUGCAAAUAGUUAAGUAGGCACUAUUCUUUAUAUGAGUCCAGAAAUUAUAUAGGGUAAACAUUAUGA